Messenger RNA from Pseudogymnoascus destructans, 1157 nucleotides. RefSeq lists its product as uncharacterized. The record is from RefSeq and is a predicted model, not a curated record. Bases 9 to 1097 code for a protein of 362 amino acids. The transcript is spliced from 4 exons. Gene Ontology annotation, molecular function: protein kinase activity. NCBI's taxonomy places the organism in Eukaryota, Fungi, Ascomycota, Leotiomycetes, Thelebolales, Thelebolaceae. Gene Ontology annotation, biological process: protein phosphorylation.
UUCUCGAAAUGGCAGGACGCGUGAGACAACCAAUUGAUGUGGCAGCGCUGGAGCGCUACAUCUCCAAGUCCGUGCCGGAGAUCAAAACUCCCAUAGACCUCAAGCAGUUCGGUUUCGGCCAGUCGAACCCCACGUACCAAAUCACUGGAAGCGAUGGCCAGAAAUUCGUUAUCCGAAAGAAGCCUCCGGGAAAGCUGGUGUCCAAAACGGCUCACCAAGUCGAGCGAGAAUAUAGAGUGCUUCACGCCCUGGAGAAGACCGAUGUGCCUGUGCCGAAAACAUACUGUCUGUGCGAGGAUGAUAGUGUGAUUGGCACCCCGUUCUAUAUUAUGGAGUUCUUGGAUGGGCGCAUCAUUGAGGAUGCGGCCCUGCCGGGCGUGAGCCCAGCAGAGAGGACCGAGAUGUGGCACGAUGCUGUACGAACACUGGCGAAACUUCACAGAGUCAACAUCAAGAGCGUCGGACUCGAGCAAUUUGGCAGGGCGAAUGGUUUCUACAGCCGACAGAUCAGAACCCUCAGUACUAUAAUGGAGUCACAGGCGAAAGUAAAGGAUAUAGAAACCGGAAAAGCCGUUGGCCCCAUACCGCAUGUAGACGAGAUGCUUGAGUAUUUCAAAAACCCAAGCACUCAAGUGUCGGAUAGGGGACACAUCAUUCACGGGGAUUAUAAGAUAGACAACAUGGUCUUCCAUAAAACCGAGCCCAGAGUCAUCGGCGUCUUAGAUUGGGAGAUGUCAACCAUCGGUCACCCUCUCUCUGAUGUCGUCAACUUGACAAUGCCAUUCAUGGAUGGCCCAACCAAGCACAAGGGGUUUGUUGCCGGCGCCACCCCGGGCCUACCAACGAAGGACCAAGUCAUAUCUUGGUACGCAGAGAUCUCGGGUUACAACCCGGAGCCAGAUCUUCUGUGGGGUGCCGCGUUCGGAAUGUACAGAAGCUCUGUCAUCAUGCAAGGCAUCGCUGCGCGAUAUGCUGUUAGGCAGGCGAGCAGUGCGAACGCGAAGGAUUAUGCGGCCUUGAUGGUGCCAUUCGGCGAGCAGGCGUAUAGGAUAUUCCAGCAAGCAAAUGGAGCUAAGCGUUCGAAGGCAAACCUGUAGAUAGGCUACCAUGAAAAGGCAUGGGGGGGUUCCAAUUUUUGCAAUUCAUCGGAAUGAAGG